CAGUAGGAAGUUUCUGCUGGGGCACGGUGCUGAAGCUUGGAAUUACACACCAGAACCAUUGUAUGUCCGGACGCUAAAGAAAGUUUCCCCUUUUUACCCCAAAGAGUCUACAUGUCUAAUAUUUAGACAUGUUCAGCUUUGUGGAUACGCGGACUUUGCUGUUACUAGCAGCAACGUUAGUGGUGGGAAGAUGUCAAGCGGACGAUGACAAUAGCGGAACGAGCUGCUACAAGGAUGGAAAUCAGUACGAAGACAAGGACAUCUGGAAACCCCAGCCCUGUCAGAUUUGCGUCUGUGACAAUGGCCGGGUCCUUUGUGACGACAUAAUCUGCGAGGAAACGAGCGACUGCCCCGAUGCUGAAAUCCGCCCUGGAGAAUGCUGCCCCGUCUGCCCCAGCCAAGAACCAGAUGGCGGAGAAACAUAUCCCUCUGGCCCCGGUAUUCAGGGACCUCAAGGCCCCAAGGGAGAACCUGGUCCUAAAGGUGAUAGAGGACUUCCAGGUUUACCAGGAAGAGAUGGAAUCCCAGGACCUCCAGGUCGUGAUGGCCCCCCUGGUCCACCUGGUCCUCCUGGAACAUCUGGCCUUGGCGGAAACUUCCUCCCUCAGAUGAGUGUUGGCUAUAGUGAGAAAACAUCUGGUGGUAUUCCAAUGCCCGGACCUAUGGGUCCAAUGGGUCCCAGAGGAGCUCCCGGCCCACCUGGUACACCCGGUCCUCAAGGAUUCCAGGGACACCAAGGAGAACCUGGUGAACCAGGCGCACCUGGUCCAAUGGGUCCACGUGGUCCUCCUGGCCCUCCUGGAAAGAAUGGUGAUGAUGGUGAAAGUGGCAAGCCUGGUCGCCCUGGUGACCGUGGUGCCCCUGGUCCUCAGGGUGCUCGUGGUUUCCCUGGAACUCCCGGACUGCCAGGAAUCAAAGGACACAGAGGUUACAAUGGUCUAGAUGGUGCUAAGGGUGAUCCUGGACCUGCUGGCCCUAAGGGUGAAGCUGGUGCUCCUGGUGAAAAUGGCAGCCCCGGUGCAAUGGGUCCUCGUGGUCAAGCUGGUGAACGAGGUCGAUCUGGUGCCCCUGGUCCUGCUGGUGCUCGUGGUAACGAUGGUGCUGCUGGUGCUGCUGGCCCACCUGGCCCUGUUGGUCCAGCUGGUCCCCCUGGAUUCCCUGGUGCUCCUGGUGCCAAGGGUGAAGCUGGUCCUGCUGGUGGUCGUGGUGCUGAUGGUCCUGCUGGUGCUCGUGGUGAACCUGGCAACCCUGGACCUGCUGGCCCAACUGGCGCUCCUGGCCUCUCUGGUACUGAUGGUCAACCUGGAGCCAAAGGUGCAGCUGGUGCUCCUGGUAUUUCUGGUGCUCCUGGCUUCCCUGGUCCACGAGGACCAAGUGGCCCACAAGGUGCUGUCGGACCUACUGGUCCUAAGGGUAACACGGGUGAAGCUGGCGCCCCUGGUUCCAAGGGUGAACCUGGUGCAAAAGGUGAACCUGGUGUUGGUGGUCCCCAAGGUCCCCCUGGCCCUGCUGGUGAGGAAGGAAAGAGAGGUGCCCGUGGUGAGCCUGGCAUUCAGGGUCUUCCUGGCAGCCCUGGUGAACGUGGUGGCCCUGGACUGCGUGGUUUCCCUGGUUCAGAUGGUCCAAUAGGUCCCAAGGGCAUUCAAGGAGAGCGUGGUCCUGGAGGACCUCUUGGUCCCAAGGGUGCCACUGGUGAACCUGGCCGACCUGGUGAGGCUGGUCUCCCCGGUGCAAGAGGUCUGACUGGUAGCCCUGGCAGCCCAGGUGCUGAUGGAAAGCCUGGUCCUCCUGGUCCUGCUGGUCAAGAUGGUCGUCCUGGUCCACCUGGUUCUGCUGGUACAAGAGGUCAGCCUGGUGUGAUGGGUUUCCCUGGUCCUAAGGGUGCUGCUGGUGAGCCUGGCAAAUCUGGUGAGAGAGGAAUUGCUGGUCCUGUUGGCGCAGUGGGUUCUGCUGGCAAAGAUGGUGAAGUUGGUGCUCCUGGUCCUGCUGGUCCUGCUGGUCCAACUGGUGACAGAGGUGAACAAGGACCCGCAGGUCCUCCUGGCUUCCAGGGUCUCCCAGGUCCUCCCGGUGCUGCUGGUGAAGCUGGCAAACCUGGCGAACAGGGCUUGCCUGGUGAUGUUGGUGCUCCUGGUGCUCCUGGCUCAAGAGGUGAAAGAGGUUUCCAUGGUGAACGUGGUCCUCCUGGUGCCGUUGGCCCUCCAGGUACUCGUGGUGCUCCUGGCGCUCCUGGUAAUGAUGGCCCUAAGGGUGAUGCUGGUCCUGUUGGUACUCCUGGUGGUCAGGGUCCUCCUGGUCUGCAGGGUAUGCCUGGUGCUGUUGGUGUUAGUGGUCUUCCUGGUCCCAAGGGUGCAAGAGGUGAGACAGGUCCAAAGGGAAGUGAUGGUGCUCCUGGCAAAGAUGGAAUGAGAGGCAUGACUGGAGCAAUUGGCCCACCUGGACAUGCUGGAGCUCCUGGUGAGAAGGGUGAAGCUGGUCCUUCUGGUCCUGCAGGUCCCGCUGGUGUUCGCGGUGCUACUGGCGAACGUGGUGAACCUGGUUCUCCUGGUCCUGCUGGUUUCGCUGGUCCUCCUGGUACAGAUGGUCAACCUGGUGCUAAAGGUGAACCUGGUGAUUCUGGAGCAAAGGGUGAUCCUGGUCCUGCCGGUCCUGUUGGUGCAGUUGGAAUUGCUGGUCCUCCUGGUCCUACUGGUGCCCCUGGUGCUAAAGGUGCUCGUGGUCCUGCUGGUCCACCUGGUGCCACUGGUUUCCCUGGUGCUGCUGGUAGAGUUGGUCCACCUGGCCCAAGUGGAAAUACUGGUCCUCCUGGCCCAGCUGGCCCAGCUGGAAAAGAAGGUGCCAAAGGUAUUCGUGGUGAAACCGGUCCUGUUGGUCGCCCUGGUGAACCUGGUGCUAUUGGUCCUCCUGGUUCCCCUGGCGAGAAAGGUUCUCCUGGCUCUGAUGGUCCACCUGGUGCAGCAGGUAUCCCUGGACCUCAAGGUCUUACUGGAUCCCGUGGUGUAGUUGGUUUGACUGGACCAAGAGGAGAUCGUGGUAACAUGGGUCUCCAAGGCAAAUCUGGUGAGCCUGGAAAACAAGGUCCAGUUGGUGCACCUGGUGACCGUGGACCCCCAGGCCCAAUGGGUCCUCCUGGUAUUGCUGGCCCACCUGGUGAAUCUGGUCGUGAAGGUGCCCCUGGUGCUGAAGGUGCUCCUGGUCGUGAUGGUGCUCCUGGUCCUAAGGGUGAUCGUGGUGAGUCCGGUCCAUCUGGUCCUCCCGGUGCUCCUGGUGCCCCUGGUGCCCCUGGCCCAGUUGGUCCUGCUGGCAAGCAUGGCGAUCGUGGUGAACCAGGUGCUGCUGGUCCUGCUGGUCCUGCUGGUCCAAUGGGUCCCCGUGGUCCUGUGGGUGCAGUUGGUUCCCGUGGUGAUAGAGGUGAAUCUGGUGAGUCUGGUGCAAGAGGUAUCAAAGGCCACAGAGGUUUCCCUGGUAUUCAAGGUCUGCCUGGUCCUCCUGGUCCUCCUGGUGAGCAAGGUCCUGCUGGCCCUUCAGGUGCUGCUGGCCCACGUGGUCCUGCUGGUCCCUCUGGUUCUCCUGGCAAAGAUGGUAUUAGUGGUCUCCCUGGUCCUAUUGGUCCACCUGGUCCUCGUGGUCGUAACGGUGACAUGGGUCCUGCUGGCCCACCUGGACCUCCUGGUAUCCCUGGCCCACCUGGUCCAUCUUCUGGAGGAUUCGACUUCCAAUUCGCUGCACCACAACCCGACAAAGGCCCAGAUCCACUCCGUUAUUUCAGAGCUGAUGAUGCCGGGGCUGUCGCGGACCGUGACAUUCAAAUUGACACCACUCUGAAAUCCCUGACCCAGCAGAUUGAGAGCAUCCGCAGCCCUGAAGGCACCAGAAAGAACCCAGCCCGUACCUGCCGUGACCUGAAGAUGUGCCACCCAGAUUGGAAGAGCGGCGAUUAUUGGAUUGAUCCUAACCAAGGCUGCACUCUGGAUGCUAUCCGUGUAUACUGUAACAUGGAAACUGGUGAGACCUGCGUCUACUCAAGCCCACAGACAAUCCCACAAAAGAACUGGUACACAACCAAGAAUCCAAAGGAGAAGAAGCAUGUCUGGUUCGGCGAGAACAUGGAUGGCGGCUUCCAGUUUGGCUAUGGUGGUGAUGAUGGUGUCCUUGCUGGAGAUGUUGCAAUCCAAAUUACCUUCCUGCGCUUGAUGUCCUCUGAGGCAACCCAGAACAUCACAUACCACUGUAAGAAUAGCAUUGCCUACAUGGACGAGGAAGCUGGUAACCUGAAGAAGGCAGUAUUGCUCCAAGGUUCCAACGAAAUUGAAAUCAGAGCAGAAGGCAACAGUCGAUUCACAUACACCGUUUCUGAGGAUGGUUGCACGAGACAUACUGGCGAAUGGGGCAGGACAGUCUUCGAAUACAAAACGAUGAAAACAUCACGACUGCCUAUUAUUGACAUUGCACCUAUGGAUGUUGGUGGCGCUGAUCAAGAAUUUGGUGUUGACAUUGGCCCAGUCUGCUUCUUGUAAAACGGACUUGAAAUUUACUUGCAGUCAUCUCUAAACUUUCUAUGCAUUGAAUUCUAAUUCAUUCGACAGCCACGGUCCACUUGCUUAAACUUCGGGCCUGAAGACGGGUGGGACAACUACAAGGACACUUUUUUAUGUUCUCUGUUUCUAUGGCAACAGGAAAAAAGUACUUGUCAGGUGUAAACCUUCCCCUGGAGUUAAGAGAUCACUGCAGGUGACAUUUUGCCAUAUACCACUGCAGAGAAAAAACUGAAAGAUUGUAUGUACCAUUUUCAGGUGGCAAAAUAAAUUUGAAAAAAUGUCAAAA
Molecule: messenger RNA, 4824 nt
Organism: Chiloscyllium plagiosum (whitespotted bambooshark)
Lineage: Eukaryota; Metazoa; Chordata; Chondrichthyes; Orectolobiformes; Hemiscylliidae
Cellular component (GO): extracellular matrix
Molecular function (GO): protein binding; extracellular matrix structural constituent
Source: RefSeq, a predicted model, not a curated record